Pocillopora verrucosa is the source of this 3062-nucleotide messenger RNA. RefSeq lists its product as uncharacterized. Gene Ontology annotation, cellular component: plasma membrane; dendrite. Gene Ontology annotation, biological process: axon guidance; protein phosphorylation; ephrin receptor signaling pathway. Gene Ontology annotation, molecular function: protein binding; transmembrane-ephrin receptor activity. NCBI's taxonomy places the organism in Eukaryota, Metazoa, Cnidaria, Anthozoa, Scleractinia, Pocilloporidae. The record is from RefSeq and is a predicted model, not a curated record.
UACGCAAAUGAUCAUAAACUGACCAUGAUAGUAUUGAAUCUUUACCAUUCUGCUAUACUUUUGGUUGGAGUUAUAGUAAUUAGCUCAAAGAUCUCAGGUACCUCUCAGUCACCAUCAGGUAUCAUUGUUGAAGCAGUACAGGGUUCGGAUUUUGUCAUAAUAUCAUGGAAAUAUCAAGAAAGCGCUAAGUAUUACAGAAUCUUCUUCAAAGGAUUUAAUUCAAUGCAGGGAAACUCAAACAGUCCACCACACGAGGUCGGUCCAAUGCCAGUCUACUGUUUAGCGGAUAACACUACAUGUAGUUAUUGUGUGUCAAACAUUGACAGGGAUGUCUCGUGUAACAAAUUUAACCAAAAUUAUCACGUAUCUUUGCUUGAGAGCAAACUGGAAUACGAGGAGCCCGUGAGCAUAAAAGUUGAAGCUUGUACUGAUGUAUACCCUGACUCAUGCCAGAGUCAUAAUGAGUGGAUCAAUUAUACAAUUCCAGCUGGAGCACCUAGUGCAGUGAGGGAUGUACAUGCAAGGCCAUUAUCAUCCAAAACGGUCGAAGUCACGUGGUCUCCCCCUAAUCAAACAAGAGGAACCAUUGUAAUGUACACUAUAUUGUACAAAACUGAUCACGGUAUGAAAAUGGGCGAAGAAUUCAGACGUGUAUCAAGAGCAAUUAUCACGGGCUUGAGUGCAAAAACGACUUACAGUGUUUGGAUGACAGCCUCUACGGCCAGGAAAGAAGGCGCAAAAUCCAAUAUCAUCACUGUUCAAACAUAUGAAGACGAAUGUGUGUCUAAUCCUUGUCAGCAUCAUGGAAAAUGUCACGUGGAUGGCAUGUCCUAUUUGUGUAAUUGUUCAAGAGCCUGGGAAGGAGCAAACUGUGAAAUUCCUGAAAGUUUUGCUAUGCAGAAAAACCUCUGUAUCGACACAGGAGGAGGAAACAAGCUUCCUUUUCAAACAAAUGUUUCCUUGGAGUUUUGCUCCGGAAAGUGUAGAGAGAAUUUAAGCUGUAAAUCGUUUGAAUAUGGACUGGGAUAUGAAAAUAAUGGAACAUUCGUUAAAUCUCUUCGUCGACAUGGUCUUGGAAUAUGCAAAAUGCAAGGAGUGGACGCGACAGAGAGAGUCCUUAUCGCUUGUAACUAUGACUACUAUGGGAAGAGAACUCCUGUGUCAGCAGGUUCAAUAUCUUCUUUGCCAUAUAAGGCGCUUAUAAGAACUUUAGCGUUAAUGUUUCUUCUCCAGAAAUAGCAGGGGGCGCAAAAUUUACAAUCAGCGCCAGCUUUAAUGUAAAUAAUGCACCGUGAUGUACAAAAUAGAUUACAUGCUCCUGAAUGUAACUGAAUGCAUUACAUGUACCGCAUGAGCCCAGCUAAAAGCCCUUCCAAUGGUCUUGACUUAUCUAUAACAGUAGUUCAAGUUAUGUCCUCUUUGGUGAGAGUUCUUCUCUUUACGCUUUACAUACUGUUCUUAAUAAUGUACAUGAAAAAAAAAAGUGCUUCUUAUCAGCUGAAAACGAGUGCAUUGUCAUGCAACACGAGUGCAAAGUUGAAACACGAGUGCAAAUUACAAAUAGCGCGCGCACGCUUCCAAAAUUUCAUCUGUCUUGACCUUCUGCGAUGUCUUUUCAUGUACAUUAUUAACAAGUAGUAACGUGAUUUCGAGUGCAAUUUGGUGUAGGCGACGACGGUAAAAAGUAGUCAUCAGUUGUUACCACUAUCCUUUUCAGAUCAAGGAUGACCUAAAUACAAAAAGAACAUGCUACGAGCAAUCAUUACCUUCUUUUAGGGAAGUUUCUUUCAUUAUUAUUUUUUUAAGAAAGGAAAACAGUCUUAAAAAAGGGGGGUAAAUUUCUGGGGAAACUGUGGUGCUGCGUCGGUGUGGGAGUGUAAUAAGAUAAUGUGUUUAACAAAUGAGUUCAUGAUGUAAGUUGGCCACCGCUGGCCACCGUGAAGAGUUCGUCAGAGAAAAGAGUUUAGAGUUUCUAAAUGUUUGAUAUAGUUCUUACGUUCUAAACUGACUUUUUUAUUUCUUUCACCAUCAAAUAUACUUACUUAUGGUAAGAUAAUAGUUCUUCUUUGGUUGAGGGCGACAAAUUACAACAUUUCAUGUUUUUGUUUUCAAAGUCAAUUUAUCUGUUGUUGUUAGUCAGUCAUGUAAAUUGUUCAGUCCAGCAUUGAUCGUCUGUUCUGAAGACUUGAGGUCCUUGUCAACAUAAAGAAUAUAAGUGUCAUUCGCAAAUAAGGAAAAUUUAAUUUUAUUUGAACAUAAGUAAAUGUCAUUUAGAUAAUACGACUGGAACUACUCGGUAAUAAUUCCCCAUAAACCAUAAAAAAAUUUUGUUUAUCAAGUAGUAUUUUGUGAUUGACAGUGCCAAAAGCCUUUUUUAAAUCAAUGGUAAUACCACAUGUAAUGCUUACCUGUAUUGUUCUGCAUAGUUUUAACAGUAUCAAGGAUCACAUGAUUUAAGGAGUGUGUCUCACGGAAGCCAUAUCAUGAGGAAUGUUUUAUCAUGUUUAUGCCAAUAAAUUCCUUCAUUCUUUAAUACAGUAGCUUUUCAAAGAUUGACUUGCGAUUUGAAAAGAGAGAAAUCGGUCGGUAAUUAGAAGCAUCAGUCUGUUCCUCACUUUUUAAGGUAAGUGUAAUUUUUGAGAUCUUAAAUUUGAAGGGUGGACACCAAACGUAAGAGAAGUUUCAAAAAUUUUCGACUGGACAGGAGAUAAAAUGUCGCAUGAGCAAUUAAGACAUUGGGCAGGAAAAGAGUACAAACCAUAUGAUUUGUUGUUUGGUAGUAAUAAAACGUCCCAUUGCCUCAGGACGUCAUCUGGGGCAAUGGGCCGGUUAAAAAAAAAGAAAGAAUCAGGUGAUUUUAAUAAUUGAGAUAAUCCAUAUGAUUACUUUUCGUGGGUAGUUUACUUGCUAGUUUGGUGCUCACACUUGCGAAAUGUUCAUAAAGAAUGCUUGGUAUGUGUGAUGGGUCACUCAUGACUUGACUGUUAUUAUUUGGGUCUCAGUAUAAUUUGGUUCUCAUUUUAUGAUAUCUGUUUUGGUGGUUUAAUCAUUCAUUGGUUCCU